CAUAGCCGUAAUGGUUUGAAGAAUUAUGGGAGUACGUGUUACUUAAAUGCAUUUUUGCAGCUUUAUUUUCGGUUCAAGGAACUUCGAAAAGCAAUAUAUGAUAUCCCAUCACAAGCUGACGAAACCGGUAUAAUACACCAGCUACAAUUAAUAUUCAGUCAACUUCAGUUAAACAAUUCAGGGUAAAUUUGUUUAUUCAGAUUACUUUGAAGCGAUUUCUCUCUGUUUUAACACAUACUUAUUUAAAUAUGUGUGUAUGUAUAUCGACACAAAGUGUGUUUGUACAUUCCACUUUUUAGAUUCUGAUAUUUGUAACUGGUGGAUUUUAAGUUGGAAAAAUCCAGGGUGAAAACAGAAAUAUUUGAUUCGGACGUUAAACAUUUUAUUAUCACUAUCACCUGCUUGCUUCGCUUCUACUCGAUUUUAUGGGACCCCAUCAUCUUUCUAGUUGGCGGUAAUUAUACGUUGUGUCAUAGGUAGUUCAAAAAUCGUAAAUACACAUCUAAUAAAUAUAACAAAUUUCGAUUAGGCUUUUAUUCUUCAACAAUUAACUGUCCAUUUAAAGGAACUGAUGUGCAACUAUGAGUUUACAAAUGUAUCUAUAACCACUACUAAUAGAGUUGUUUAGAAUGAGGUUAAUGGCAGUCAAAGUGUUGGCAAAUCAUACUUCAAUAUUUCUCCUUUUUAUUGUUUAUAUAUGUAGUCGACAUUGUUUCUUGUUUGAAAUUGAACAACUCUUCAUAAGCUAUUAAUUAUUCAAACACUGAACUUUUCAACUUCAACUUCCUCCUUUUUUAGACAUUGUGGGCAUUGUGUUAUUCAUUUUAUUAGUGAUUGACAUUAAUCACCACUCACCUUGUAUUUUUUUUCAUUUCUUAGUAUUGUUGAUCCAGGAGGUUUGAUUGAAGCAUUGCGGUUGUGUGAUACAGAGCAACAAGUAAGAAAAUACAUGUUUGCGGUAUAUACAUGCUGAUUUUAAUCGCAUAAGACAUUACUGACAAUUCACAGUAAUUUCUUAUUUAAAUUCUUCCAAACAACGAAUUUGCUGCAUUUUUUAAAAAUUGUGUUAAUUUUUUCAGGAUGCUCCUGAGUUCCAUUGUUUAUUUAUGAAUUUAUUAGAAGCACGUUUCCAGCAAGUUGGUGUAUCUGUUAUUGACGACUUGAUUAGAGGAGAAUAUAUUUAUGAAAAUAGCUGUCUGAAAUGCGGUUUCACAUCUCGGUUACCUUCAAAGUUUUUAGAACUAUCAUUGAAAGUUUCUUCAAAGUCACUUCCAGAUUGUAUACGGGAUUAUUUAAAGGAAGAACAAUUAGUUGGCGACAAUCAGUAUGCUUGUUCACAGUGUGGUUGUAAACGAGAUGGUAUUAGGAGAGCCUAUAUAACACGUGCUCCACCAUUGUUAUGCAUUCAGUUGCUUAGAUUCACCUACGAUUCAAACACUGGUCAACGUAAAAAGUAUAAAGCUUCUAUUCGUCUGCCUGAUCUUCUUGAGUUGACAAAAGUUGUUGAAAAUCCAAAAAGUAAUAAACAUCUGAAUUGUGAACAUUCUGUGGAAUGUUUGAGUGUAGAUUCAGAUCCAUGUCAUCGCUCAUAUCGUCUCUGUGGUGUACUUUUACAUAUUGGCAACCAACCAACAUCAGGACAUUAUAUAGCUGUUCUUAGAGAUUCUUACAAAAGAAUCAAUUUAUCAGGUGAUAAAAACACAGAAUCAAGUACUGAAGAUGAUCCUUCUUUAAAAUCAAAUGAAUGUUGGAGUGUUUGCAAUGAUAUAGAUGUCUUCAACGUACCGUCAAAUCAAUUUAAAUUAGCAAAAAUUAACGGAUCAGCUAAAUCAUUGCAAAGCUAUCUAGCCACUACUGAAACAUCGGAUUCAUCAAUAAACCUUACUAAAUCUGAUCAAUCUUCUGAAAAGUGUUCUAGUCGUAGAGCAGCCAAAAAACCUCGUCAUGAUACUUCCUCAAAUGAUCUUAGUUUCACUGACCUUAAUGAAAGUAGAGAUUCUACAACUUCUAAGUGUAUGUCACAGGACGAUUUAUGGCAUAGUUCAACUAAUGCGUAUAUGGUAUUUUAUGAAUCGGUGGAUAAUUGUAAUAUGGAUGAAGAUAUUACAGUUCCUAGUGACUUACGCAAAACAAUUGAAGAAGUAAAUUUAACUGAACAACAAAAGCUUCUAUCUGAACAACAAAAUAAAGUAAAUCGUAAAAAUCAAUUACUUGAAAUACUAUCCAACCUGAAAUUACCUGAUCCUAUCAAUUCAUCACCGAAUAAUAGUACUUCAAUAUCAAUAAAUCCUCUCGAUAAUGUAUCUUUGGUAUCAACAUCGUGGUUAUGUGAUUGCCUUAAUAAUCCGUUGUUAUUGGGAGAUGCAUGCUUAACUGAUGCUCAGAUAAAAUCGCUUUCAAAACUCAGAGACUACAUAUUUCCCUCUUCUUUAUCGAAUCAAUCAUCUUAUACCUUACGCACCUGUUCACAUGGCCAUGCUCCUACAGAUCUUGUUGCAGGUUCAUACAGAGCUGUUUCUAGCGAAGGUCUUAAGAAGCUUAUUGAGAUUCUCUUCCCAAAAUCAUUUGAUGCCAUUCAAUCUGAAGAUGAUAGGUUUAAUCGAUUUCAACCGUGUCGAAAGUGUAUUACACUAAAUAUCGCAUUAUUAAAAGUUGAAAAUGCAAUUAAAGAAUUAUCUAAAGAAUUGGACUAUUUUAUAAAAACUAAUCAUUUGUCUUCCUCAUAUUAUAAACGUCUUCAAAGUCAAAAGACAGACUCAAUUCCUUUGAAUCCUGAACCUGGAUAUUAUUUAAUUGGUAAGAGAUCUCUUCGUCAAUGGAAAACUCUUGCACGUCAUUUCACACGAGCUUUUUACUCUGAUUAUGAUGAUGAUUCUAAGUCACCAACAACUGGCCAUCAUACACAAACAACAUUUAAUCAUGAUAUUCUUUGUCCUCACGGUCAAAUUUGUACAGAAAAUACACGUUAUUUACCAGCCGUACUUUGGCAUAAAUUAGUCGAUUUAUUUCCUGGUGUAAAGAUUCCUACAUUCCCUAUUUAUAUUCCUUAUGACAAUAACAAUAAUGCAUCUAUCAAUUCCAUUAGUAUAUUCAAUAAAUCAGAGUCAUCUUGUUCUGAAUGUAACGCAGUACAAAAUGACUUGACAAAACGAGCAUUAUGUGAACGUCAAAUGCUUCCUGGCUUAUUCUUGUCAAAUGUUCAACGUAUGCGACUUUUACACUCUACCGGUCAAACAGUAAAUACAGCUGUAAAUAUAAAAGAAGACACUUUAAGCGAAUGCAAAUUUAACUUUGAAGGGGUCAAUAAUUCUAAGUCAGAAAAUUUAAACGGUCAUUCUACAGAUACCGAUAAGAAAUUAAAUAAUUUAAAUACCAACGUUCUUUACUUGAUUCCAAUGAAUUUUAUUAUACAAUGGAGAAAAUUUAUUCGAAAUCCAACAGCAGAUAAUUUACCUAGUUCGCUAUUAUCUGGCUUUAACUCAGAUGGCGUGCUUUGUGAACAUGGCCAAAUGCUAAAAACAUGGCAUGCUCUUAUAAAUGAGUCAAUAUUGUGUCCCUUAACUUUUUAUGAAUGGGAUGUCUUGUCUCACGCAUAUCCCCAUCGUUUUAAGGAAAACGAAAUACCUUUGGAUCAUGAUGGACCGGAGACAAAAAUAACUUUCUAUCCACCGAUGUAUUUACUUCCACAGAAUGAUUCUGAACUGAAGUGGAGAUUGGAACCAUCAUCUUAUGGCAGUUUAUGCCCAAAUUGUCAACCUGAGAUAAUCAGUGAUCAGAUUUUUAAUAAUGCUAGAAUCCGUAUACGUCUGGUAUCUGGAUUCGAUGAAGCAUUAAGUAGUUGCGUCCAGUCAAAACUCACCUCUGUUCAGGAAUCCUUGAAUUGUGUGCCACAGGAUUUUCAAACUGACACAGAAAUUUGUGCUCAACCAACAACUGACAUCAUAAUUCCGAACAAUUCUGAUCAGGUUGGUGCAACACAGACAUGGGUUUUGACAGUCGAUCCGAAAUUAGUAUUUGCACCGUAUGUCAGACUUUCAAGUACAAUACUCGAAUGCUUUAUGGUAGGUAUGCGGCAUGGGGAUAAGGGGCUGUAAAAUUUUACUUAACGAAAAGGAACCCCAUGUUUUGUCAACAUUAGUGUCGUAACUCCUAAGGAAGCAAACUUCAGCGUGGUUAGUUUACGUGCUCUCCACGCCAACUAACCAUUAAUAUCGUGUUUAAUAAGUCUCCGUAUGUGCUAUUACAAGCAAACUGCGUUGCUUUAGCAAUAAUCGUGCUGCUUUAUAACUUAUUAUUUAAUAAUUUUAGGGUUUUCCUAAAUAAAAUUGUAAAUAUUUUGUGUCACAUGUAAUUCAGUGCCCAAUUAUGAUUUUUUUCGACUAAAGUCAUCCACUAUAAACGAUACCUUGUUUGAUAACAUCUGUUUUCUUUAAUGUUUAUAAUACUAUUCUGGUUAUAAGUGAAACUUUCUUAAAAUACCCUAAAUAUUCUAAUUCUUGAAAAGGAAAAUUGAAAUAUACAUUAACAAUAAAUUUAACAGCUUCCAUCUUUUUUUACUUUUCAAUUGUUUUAACUCAAUGAGAUGAAUCUUAUUUAUGAUAUAUCACCACAGUUUGUUUCAAACAAUCGAACCGCACAUUAACUUGUAAAGAUAUUUAUCUAUGGGAAAUAAAAGUUCAAACCAGACAAACUGUGAGAUAAAAGAAAAUAAGGAGCAAAACAAUAUGAACCACAGCACUCUAGAAAAAUCAACUAAUUGACUGACUUACCAGAUAACUGAGUAUAAGCCAUACUGUAAGUGUUGGGACCAAUAAUACUACUUGGUUGCCCUAACCGAAGUAGGAUGUGCGGGAUUCGAACUUGGUACUUAAGGUUUGAAAAUUAUACGCUAUAAUUAGCAGCCCAUCGCUCCACGCCAUUCUGAAUAACAAAACAAUACUACAAGGAUAGGUUGGCGUGAAUAUAUUUGCCUUUGAACAUUGAGGGGAGUUGGGAAUUUUUAUGUCAUUUACAAGUCAAUGUGAUCGAAUUGUCUGAAAUGCACUACUUUAGUAUACUAAAUUGUUCUGAUAAACUUCGUCUUUUCAUUGGUUAUUAUCUAAAUUUAUCAAAGAAACAAAGGUUUUCAAAUUCACGUAACAUUAUGAGCUUCUCUUGUACUUCUUAUCGUGUUUUCUUUUGUUGAAAAAUUCUUUAUUUAGGAAAUGGAUAAUGUGAGAGAAAUAAAAGAUUAUUUCAAUAAACGAUGUAAUAAUUUAGAAUUAUCCAAUUCUGUUAGCAAAGAUAUCACUCCACGUCUUUCAUCAGUUAAUGAAACUAGUGUAAUAGACCAAUUACCUUUAUCAUCUAAUCAUCAGCAUCAACAUGUGCUUUAUGAUAAUACAAAUAGUCAAUUAUCUAAUCAACAUUUAGAGUCUUCAUCUACAAAUUAUAUUAGACGUUCUUCACGUCAACGUUUUAAUCCUAAAGAUUUAUUGAUCAAAGUGAACAGUAGUGAUACUCUUCUUAAUGUGAAAGUACAAAUUAUGCAAAAUUUAGGUGUUAUCCCUUCCGAUCAACAUAUUAUGUCAAAUGGUCUAGAACUUACUGACCAUACGAAAACAUUACAAGAGUUAAGUAUUUGUCCCAAGACUAUUCUCUAUUUAUGGUCAGAUGAUCCAACAUGGAAUCCUAAUCGAACAAGUUUUGAUAAUGGUACAUUCAAGUUAACGACACAAAAGUUGAAAUCAAAUAGUCCAUGUAAAUCAAACUCUGAAUCAAUUCAUACAGAAUCAGGAUUCAAAGGAACCCGACUGCUUGAAUUUUAACCGGAUGGUUUUUUUAUUGCUUCAGUCUUUUCUCUACUCUAAUUAACCACUUUUCCAGUUGUCCUGCUUUUUUUUAUCUUCCAAACCCAAUGAUUAUAUAUAUACAUGUAUUUCUUGUUUGCUACUAAUAUUUUAUGUCCUGAAUGAUAAAGAUGCAUGACUUGAACAAUGUCGUAGAUCUAUGACAUAAUUAUAAUAACUUAUGACUAAUCAAGUAUUUUUGCAUGUUUACUUUUAUUUUCAAAAUUGUUAGUUAACAAAGAUUUGAAUCUGUAAACUUAUAUUUGUAUAUAUUCACUGUAUACUUUGAAUCGUACAAUUUAACUCUGGUUUCGAUUAGACGAAAAAGCAUAAUUAUGUCCAAUUAAUUCAUUAAUUAUGGUUAGUUAGUCAGAUAAACAGUGGG
Schistosoma curassoni is the source of this 6213-nucleotide messenger RNA. NCBI's taxonomy places the organism in Eukaryota, Metazoa, Platyhelminthes, Trematoda, Strigeidida, Schistosomatidae. The record is from the annotation of a GenBank genome assembly.